Molecule: messenger RNA, 1702 nt
Organism: Eptesicus fuscus (big brown bat)
Lineage: Eukaryota; Metazoa; Chordata; Mammalia; Chiroptera; Vespertilionidae
Gene: CLCC1
Product: chloride channel CLIC like 1
Exons: 11
Coding region: 74-1702 (542 amino acids)
Cellular component (GO): membrane; endoplasmic reticulum
Molecular function (GO): chloride channel activity
Source: RefSeq, a predicted model, not a curated record
UCGUGCCGUCCCGGCGGUAACUCGUCUUCCUGGAGCGGCCGCCGGCGACCGCCGACGUGAGCCUCCCUGCAGGAUGCUGUGUUCGCUGCUGCUUUGUGAAUGUCUGUGGCUGAUAGCUGGCUUUGCUCACGACGACGACUGGAUUGACCCCACGGACAUGCUCAACUACGAUGCUGCUUCAGGAACCAUGAGGAAACCGCAGGUGAGAAAGGAGGUCAGCGCUGACUCGUCAAACGCUGAUGAAUUGUCGGGAUGCUACAGCAGACUUGAUUCUGUACUUCAGAAGAUUGAUGAAUGUGAAAAGAAAGAGAGGAAAGACUGUGAAAGUCAAAACAAUCCUGUUUUUAGGAGAUACUUAAAUAAGAUUUUAAUUGAAGCCAGAAAGCUUGGACCUCCUGAUGAAAACGGAGGUGACAUGCAUUACGAUGCCGAGAUUAUCCUUAAAAGACAGACCUUGAGAGAAAUAGAGAAGUUUCUCAAUGGGGAAGACUCGCUGCCAGGCGCCCUGGAUGAUGCACUAAGUGAUAUUUUAAUUAAUUUUAAGUUUCAUGAUUUUGAAAGAUGGAGGUGGCGAUUUGAAGAUUCCUUUGGUGUGGAUCCAUAUGAUGUGUUUAUGGUGCUUCUGUGUCUGCUCUGCGUGGUGAUGCUGGUGGCCACCCAGCUCUGGACGUAUGUUCGCUGGUACACCCAGUUGAGACGUGUGCUGCUCAUCAGUUUCCUCAUCAGUAUGGGAUGGAAUUGGAUGUAUUUAUACAAGGUGGCUUUCGCGCAGCAUCAGGCCGAAGUCGCCAAGAUGGAGCCGUUCAACAACGUGUGUGCUGAGAAGAUGGACUGGUCUGGAAGCCUCUGGGAAUGGUUUAGAAGCUCAUGGACCUAUAAGGAUGACCCAUGCCAAAAAUACUAUGAGCUCUUACUCGUCAACCCUGUUUUGUUGGUACCACCAACAAAGGCCCUGGCAGUGACGUUCACCAACUUCGUGGUGGAGCCGUUGAAGUACAUCGGAAAAGGAACCGGCGAGUUCAUUAAAGCGCUCAUGAAGGAGAUCCCGGUGAUCCUGCACGUCCCCGUGCUCAUCGUCAUGGCGUUGGCAGUCGUGAGUUUCUGCUACGGUGCCGGACAGUCGAUCUUUAUGCUGCGACCCUUCGGUGGUGCCGCCCGAGAGCCCGCCCUGGCUCUUCAGCCGGGUGACCAGCGCCGGCAGCAGGAGAUUGACUAUAGGCCCCGGGGCGGAGCAGGUGAUGCAGAUUUUGCUUCUCGGGGCCAGAUUGGCCUCACUGAGCACGGCCCUUGUGAGAGGCCGUGUGCGGGUGGAAGAGAUGGCGGGAGAGAGAGAGUUGACCUGAGCCUGCAGACCGGCUGCAAGAGCCCCGAAGUGCUGCGGGCGGUUGACAGACCAGACGCGGAGGCGCGGGAGCAUCCCGAGGCGCGCAGCGCCGGAGAGACUGACGGAGCCCCGGGAGGACGCGCACCGGCAGCGGGCGGCACCGAGAGCAGCCGGCGUCCUGAGCCCGGCUCUGGCCAGGGGCCGCCGGGGGCGGCGGAGCGUCCUGCCGCGGCAAAGGCCCCGCUCAGGCCUCAGGACGCGGGCAGCCCCGAGGAGGGUGGCGUUCCCCGCCCUGCAGGCACGGCCGGUGGCGUUCCCUGCCCCGCAGGCACGACCGUCGAGGGAGCAGGUGGGAGGGACCCGGCCAGCGGCCCGUGA